AGCCCUACCCACAACCGCUGGGCAUCUCUCCCAGGGCCCGUGGACUGCUGGCUUUCUGCUGAUACCCUAGAGAUGCAGCGGCUUUUGGCUCCAGCAAGGAGGGUCCUGCAAGUAAAGAGAGCGCUGCAGGAAGCUUCGCUCACACCUGCUCACCCGCUCUCAGCAGCCCAGCAGAGGUUUUUUACAAUCCCCCCUGCUCCCCUGGCCAAAACAGACACUUGGCCAAAAGAUGUGGGCAUCCUUGCCCUGGAGGUCUACUUUCCAGCCCAGUAUGUGGACCAAACGGACCUGGAGAAGUUCAACAACGUGGAAGCAGGGAAGUAUACGGUGGGCUUGGGCCAGACCCGCAUGGGCUUCUGUUCGGUCCAGGAAGACAUCAACUCCCUGUGUCUGACCGUGGUGCAGAGGCUGAUGGAGCGCACAAAGCUGCCAUGGGAUGCUGUGGGCCGCCUGGAAGUGGGUACCGAGACCAUCAUUGACAAGUCCAAGGCUGUCAAAACGGUGCUCAUGGAACUCUUCCAGGAUUCAGGCAACACUGACAUCGAGGGCAUCGACACCACCAACGCCUGCUACGGUGGCACCGCCUCCCUCUUCAAUGCUGCCAACUGGAUGGAGUCCAGCUACUGGGAUGGUCGCUAUGCCCUGGUGGUCUGUGGUGAUAUUGCCGUCUAUCCAAGUGGUAACGCCCGGCCCACGGGUGGCGCUGGGGCUGUGGCAAUGCUGAUUGGGCCCAAGGCCCCUCUAGUCCUGGAGCAAGGGCUGAGGGGAACCCACAUGGAGAACGCAUAUGACUUCUACAAACCAAACUUGGCUUCCGAGUACCCGCUGGUGGAUGGGAAGCUCUCCAUCCAGUGUUACUUUCGGGCCUUGGAUCGAUGCUAUGCAGCCUACCGCAAGAAAAUCCAGAAUCAGUGGAAGCAAGCUGGAAACAACCAGCCUUUCACCCUCGAUGAUGUGCAAUAUAUGAUCUUCCACACACCCUUUUGCAAGAUGGUCCAGAAAUCCCUGGCUCGGCUGAUGCUCAGUGACUUCCUGUCAUCCAGCAGUGACACACAGAACAAUUUAUACAAGGGGCUGGAGGCCUUCAGGGGUCUAAAGCUCGAAGAAACCUACACCAACAAGGAUUUAGAUAAGGCUCUUUUGAAGGCCUCUCUGGACAUGUUCAACAAGAAGACCAAGGCCUCCCUUUACCUCUCCACCAACAAUGGGAACAUGUACACCUCGUCCCUCUAUGGGUGCCUGGCCUCACUUCUCUCCCAUCACUCUGCCCAAGAACUGGCUGGCUCCAGGAUUGGUGCCUUCUCCUACGGCUCAGGCUUAGCAGCGAGUUUCUUCUCAUUUCGAGUGUCCAAGGAUGCUUCUCCAGGUUCCGCUCUGGAGAACCUGGUAUCUAGUGUGUCAGAUCUGCCCAAACGUCUAGACUCCCGGAGGCGCAUGUCCCCUGAGGAAUUCACAGACAUAAUGAACCAAAGGGAACAAUUUUACCACAAGGUGAACUACUCACCACCUGGUGACACAGGCAACCUCUUCCCAGGUACUUGGUACCUGGAACGAGUGGAUGAGAUGCAUCGCCGCAAGUAUGCCCGGCGCCCCGUCUAAAGGAGGCCAGUGAGUGUGCAGGGCUGGCUGCGCAAAGGCCUCUGGAUCCAUGCACCAGUUCCUGGGGGAAGGAACCUGAGCAGAGCUGCUGCCCAGUGUCUGCUUAAAAUUCCACCCACAGCUGUAAAUAAUGAAUAGACAAAGUAGCCCCAUAGGAUCUGCUCCGAGGUGAAGGGCCGCCACCCUCAGUGGGUCCUUCGUGAGUAUCCCUGCCACAGGCUCAUGCUGCUGUGGACCAGGGCUCCCCUGUGAAGAGGGAGAUGGAAGAAAGGAGGGUCGCUGACCCCCAGUGGAAGCAGAUCAGACGUCUUCUCCCACAUCCAGACAGACCCACCAUUUGUUACAGCUUAUUAUCAGACUUCUCUGCUGUUAUGUUUUAUGCUCAUUUCUUAAAGUUUCCUGAGAAUUUCUAAAUUUUGUAUCUUGUUCUAAAAUAAUAUAUGGCAAUUAAAAUGAGAGAAGAAAUGA
Molecule: messenger RNA, 2067 nt
Organism: Peromyscus californicus insignis
Lineage: Eukaryota; Metazoa; Chordata; Mammalia; Rodentia; Cricetidae
Gene: Hmgcs2
Product: 3-hydroxy-3-methylglutaryl-CoA synthase 2
Exons: 10
Coding region: 73-1599 (508 amino acids)
Biological process (GO): acetyl-CoA metabolic process
Cellular component (GO): mitochondrion
Molecular function (GO): hydroxymethylglutaryl-CoA synthase activity
Source: RefSeq, a predicted model, not a curated record